Triplophysa dalaica is the source of this 2000-nucleotide messenger RNA. Its product is annotated as gastrula zinc finger protein XlCGF8.2DB-like. Gene Ontology annotation, molecular function: RNA polymerase II cis-regulatory region sequence-specific DNA binding; DNA-binding transcription factor activity, RNA polymerase II-specific. The transcript is spliced from 2 exons. Gene Ontology annotation, biological process: regulation of transcription by RNA polymerase II. Bases 76 to 996 code for a protein of 306 amino acids. The record is from RefSeq and is a predicted model, not a curated record. Gene Ontology annotation, cellular component: nucleus. Lineage: Eukaryota; Metazoa; Chordata; Actinopteri; Cypriniformes; Nemacheilidae.
GCAACAACAGAGAAGCUGCGCUAACAUCGAGGAGUGUUUAUCCCGCAAUGUCUGAGGUCUGUUCCUCCAUACCUGAUGUUCAGUGAAACCAUGAAUGAAGUUGAGGAGAAACAUCAGUGUCAGAAACCUCAGAAUCUUGUUACGCUAGAAAUGUCUUCUAGUAGUUUGCAGAAGAAAAAGUUUUUCUCUCCAAAGAGGAAACAAAGGACAGAAGGAAGCAAGUCUUUUACCUGCUCUCACUGUGGAAAGAGUUUCAAACACGAAUGUCAUCUUCAGCGACACAUGACAAUUCACACAGAAGAGCGUCCAUACCCGUGUCCUCAGUGUGGAAAGAGUUUCAAACACAAAUGUCAUCUUCAGAGACACAUGAGAAUUCACACAGAAGAGCGUCCAUACCCGUGUCCUCAGUGUGGAAAGAGUUUCAAACACAAAUCAAAUAUUGAGGAGCACAUAAAAGUUCACACUGGAGUGCGUCCAUACACGUGUCCUCAGUGUGGAAAGAGUUUUAAACAGAGAUCAACGCUUGAGAACCACAUUAGAACUCACACUGAUGAGCGUCAAUACAUGUGUACUCGGUGUGGAAAGAGUUUUAAACAGAGAUCAGCGCUUGAUGUGCACAUCAACAUUCACACUGAAGUGCGCAGAUACGCGUGUCCCCAGUGUGGAAAGAGUUUCACACAGAAAAAUUAUCUUGAGGUGCACAUCAGGGUUCACACGGGAGAGCGUCCAUACUCAUGUCUUCAGUGUGGAAAGAGUUUCAAACAGCAAAAUCAUCUUAAGGACCACAUGAGAAUUCAUACUGGAGACCGACCGCACACAUGUCAUCAGUGUGGAAAGAGUUUCACACAGCAAAAUCAACUUAAGGGGCACAUGAGAAUUCACACCGGAGAGCGACCAUUCACAUGUCAUCAGUGUGGAAAGACGUUUAAACAGAAAACAGGUCUGGAGGUGCACAAGAAAAUUCACACUGGAACCAUGAACAUGUCUUCAGUGUAGAAAGAGAUUUCACCAUAAAAUGUAGAUUUGCUCUUUCAAAGGAAACGGGGUAUAGAGAGAUGCAUGUCUUAAUAUAAAAACAAUGUUGUUGACUUCAUAAAUGUGAAACAAAAACUUGUAACUGUCACAGUAUUCAUAAACUUUGAAAAAAUCUGUGACUUCAAAUAUUUGCAACCUAAUCCAGUUCUCUUAACGCCACAGCCAAGCACACACGUUUUCCAUAUAUAAAUGUAAAAUAUAAAACUUCAAACAUAAGAUCAGAUAUAUGAAUACACAGGGACAGUAGGUGGCGGUAUGUCCUCUUGACACAAGCCAGCCUGCUUACCGGCGGCGAGGGUUUGGGUGCGGACGGGGUUCUGAUCUGAAAAAUGUGACACAUAAAUUUGUACAGGAAUAAAAAUAUUUAUUUAAUUCAGCAUUUCUUAGUGCAGGUUUUAGUGAGAGAUGAUGGUUAGUGUUGUUUAUUGUAGGUGUUGAUAGCAAGUUCUGAGGCUUUCAGCACAGGGGUUGGCGGCUCCCAUUUAAAACACUGAGGUUCCAGGUCAACCAUUUUCACUGUCAUGAUGGAUGACAGAGUUCUAUCUAGUGCCAAGAUGUUCCUGGUUUUGUUUAUUAAAAGAGGAUUUUUACGUCAUGUGAAAGUUAAAACCAAAAUCAGCCACCCUGACAGACCAAAAAAACUAAAUCUGUCUUUUUUUGGAAGCUAAGAUAAAUAAUAAUGGAUAGAAGUUUGAUGGGCAUUUGCUUUAACAUAAAAUUUGAUCCAUGCAUCUGUUGAAAAAAUAACUGUUAUGAACAUUGAAUUCCUAUUUUUUAAGCCUCACAAAUACAGCACUUCCAGUUAAGCCUCUCAGCGGCUUUUGAAUAGCAUGGCGGUGCUAUAUUUUACUUACUAUUCUUUGCCUUGGAGCAAGCUGACUCAUCAAUCUCGUUGUCUUAACGGCACCUUAACUGCACUGCUUGAGUUGAGAGAUUGAGUAAUAAAAAGACAAUUCUGUUCCAUA